This is a messenger RNA of Rotaria socialis, 1566 nucleotides long. Lineage: Eukaryota; Metazoa; Rotifera; Eurotatoria; Philodinida; Philodinidae. The record is from the annotation of a GenBank genome assembly.
AUGGUUGUAUUAUUCGAUGAUCCACGUGGGAUUCCUUUAGCAACAUUUCUUAUGCAAGUCUUCAUUUCAUUAGUGGUAUCUAAAAUUCUUGCUAAAUUACUUUCAUUUAUUCGACAACCACAAGUCAUUGGUCAAAUUAUUGCUGGUAUUAUUUUUGGCCCGUCUCUUCUUGGAAGUAUUCCAGCUUGGAAAAAUGCCAUAUGGCCAGAAUCAAGCCUUGCUAUAUUUUCACUGAUUGCCAAUUUGGGUUUAAUAUUUUUCAUGUUCUUCUUAGGACUUGAACUUGAUUUGCAUCAGAUAAAAAAAAGUUGGAAAAUCACAAUACCUGUCGCUUUUGCUAGCGUUGUAGUUCCAGUGGGCAUUGGUUGUGCAGUAUCUCUUUGGCUCUAUGAUUUGAAUGACAACUUGCCAACAAGUAAAGCAGCCUUCAUUCUAUUUAUUGGUUCUGGUUUCGGAUUUUCUGCUUUUCCUGUUCUUGCAACAUUACUCAAUACAAUGGGUUUAUUGAAUAAGCCGAUUGGUGUUCAAACUAUUUCAUUAGCAGCAGUUGAAGAUAUUGUCGUUUGGGUUAUCUUAGCUAUAGCCAGUGCUUUUUCAUUGGGAGGUUCCGCAUUACAAGGUCUCUAUACGUUAUUAUUAACAUUUGGCUUUAUUGCUAUUAUGAUUUUUAUUGUUCGACCGAUUUUAACUUGCUUUCAUGGCUAUUAUCUUCGUCGAGACAACGAUACCAAUAUUUAUCUGGUUGUUGUUUGUUUUUUAUUACUUCUUGUUGCAUCAUUUACAACUGAAGUGAUGGGUAUACAUGCUUUUUUUGGUGCUUUCGUCGCUGGAUUAUGUAUACCACGUAAAGGAAGCUUGGUGGAGUUUUUAGGCUUACGAAUACAACUAAUUAUUGUAGAAUUUUUCCUACCUCUGUACUUUACAAACAGUGGUCUUCAUACUCACUUAAAUUUAAUGAAUACUGGUACAGCAUGGUGGACACUAAUUGUACUUAUAAUUUUAGCAUCCGCAGCUAAAAUAAUUCCUGUCGCACUUGUAUCAAAACUAUGUUCGAAAAAAUCUUGGUUCUAUUGUCUUUCUAUUGGUGUACUUAUGAAUACACGUGGUAUUGUACAAUUGGUUGUUUUAAAUAUUGGUGUUGAACUCGGUGUACUUUCACCGAAACUAUUUGCCAUAUUUGUUUUGAUGGCUACAAUUUUAACUUUUUUAACAUCACCUAUUUUAUUUUUACUAUAUGUACGUAAAUUUGAUGCACAAAAAUCAUCUAAUGUUAAAGUUCCUGAAAAUUUGAGUAAUUCUACACAAGCAGACGUAAAUGUGAUAGAAACCACUAUUAAUGAUAGUAGUAUUCGAAGAGCGUCAAAUCGUGAUGUUAAUAAUAAUUCAUCGGCAGUCAAUUCAGGCAAAUUAUCACGAAAAUCUUCGACUAAAAUAUCUCCAAAUUAUACAUUUACAACAUUAGAAUAUCCAACUAAUAUUACGGACACGAAUCUAGAUAUGGAUGACGAAGAAAAAAUAGAAUCUGAAAUGUUACCAAAUCGAGCUAACAAUAUGACAAGAUUUUAA